AACAAGCUGACAAGAGCCUCUCACUUGCCUUUGCUCAAGGUGAAUUAAGGGCUUUUUCAAAGUAGUUUGCGUAUGUAUUUGAUUGCCUGCACGAUCUAGAUUAAUUGUGAGUACAGAUCAAAAUGCAAGAAUGAAGUGGAAUCGUUUCAGAGGAACAUUAACUCUUGGAGAGCACGGCAGCUGCAAGAAAACACAGAGGAGAAGAGGGGAAUAAAGGCCAGAAGACCCUAAGAGGGACCUGUCACUGAAGCCACUUAACUCCAAACUGUGGUUGGAUGGGUUUCAAGGAGCUUCAAAUUGGACCAGUUACUGGAGUUUCUUCAAACUGCAGUUGUACUUGCUGAGAUUGCACCGCGCCCCAUGAUGUUCCCAACAGCUGACAGACGGUAAAAGCCUCUGCCAGAGCCGUCGGUGGGAGAGACGAGCCUCUCGUCGGUGGCACUACAGACAGAAAAGACAACUCGAGCCUUACUGGACUUUGGACCGCUUUGCAACCUGGGUCAUCAUCGAGCAUCUGUUUUUGUAAAGAAAAAAAAGAGCAAUUGUGCAUGCAUUGAGAGUUUUCCAGAUUGGAAACUGAGGACAUUUGUUAACUUCCACGAUAGGUGGCUGUGUCGCUGGACUGGUGCAUAUGUAUUUUAGCUUAACAGUUUGACUCCAGCCCCUCCAGCCGUGCCCAAUGCCGAGGAAUGGAUAGUGUGUCUGCUAAAGGUGGGAAGAUGGUCGAGAGUGAUGAGCAGUCGGAGAGGGAUAGUGGCGGUGGCGCAGCGAUGGCCGCGCUACAUCAAUGCGAACUCAUCCAGAAUAUGAUUGAAAUCUCCAUCUCCAGUUUACAGGGGCUACGGACCAAAUGCGCCGCGUCCAACGACCUCACACAGCAAGAAAUACGCACUUUAGAGGUGAAGCUGAUGAAGUACAUCUGUAAACAGCUGCAGUGCAAGCAGAAAGUGCCAGAGACAGAGAGGCCCAAGGCCCUGGACAGCUACCCACGCUUAGGAGACUGGCUGCGCACCAUCAACCUUCGGCCAGAGCUCAUCGAGGCAGUGCCAGUGAAGCUGUCCCUGGAUGCCUUACUGCAGAUGACCGGUUCUCAGGUGCGGGAGAUCAUGAGAAGACUAGGGUCCAGCUCAGAGGAGUGUGCCAGACUCAGUGCUGCCCUCUCCUGUCUGAAAAGCGCCACUGAAUCAGGAGGUGAGCUGAGGGAGGAUGGGGGUCCCUGGCUGUCCGAGCCCACCAGGAGGGACAGCGGCUCCUUACUGACUGCAGACCAGCUAAGCAGUAUGGGGGCUCCGCUCCGCCCUCACAGCCCCUCGCCUCUGGCCCGCCCGUCCACCACCCCAUCUACCCCAUCGACCCCCUGCACCUCCUGCCCCCACCCGCGCUCUGGCUCGGUGUCAGCAGCGCCCACUCCAGAUGCACAGGCGUCUUACAUCUACGGUGACAGCCCGCUCACCGAUCCGUUUCCCAUGCCCUUGGCCCGUACGGCCAGGCUCCACGGACGCACCUCCACUCCACCCAUAACUCCACCCUCCAAGAGGCGUCACCGACUCAAGCCGCCCUGCACCCCUCCACCUCCAUCCCGCAAAGUGCUGCACCUCUUACCCAACAUCACACUGACCCGCAGCAAAAGCCACGAGUCCCAGCUGGGCAACCGCAUCGAAGACCCGCCCACCAACAAGUGUGUUAAAAAGAAUAAGCUGUUCCUGAAUAUGCAAAUCAACGGGAAUGGAUGUGAGGACUCGCCGUCUCGCUACCCGGUCAUGCCCGCUCGCACCCCAGGAGCCACCACUGCACCCUACACCCUUCCUGGGACCCCCACCCUAAUGGAAGAGCACAGCAGCAUCAAGAAUAAUGUAGCGGUGCACCGCAGCUCCCCACAAGCAGUGAGGAGAGAUAUUGGCCUAGCAGUCACACACAGGUUUUCAACCAAGUCCUGGCUUUCCCAGACGUGUCAGGUGUGCCAGAAGAACAUGAUGUUUGGGGUUAAGUGCAAACACUGUCGGUUAAAGUGCCACAACAAAUGCACAAAGGAAGCACCCUCCUGCAGAAUCUCCUUUCUGCCAAUCGCCAAAAUACGGCGGACUGAGUCUGUUCCAUCUGAUAUUAACAACCCUGUGGACCGGCCAUCAGAAGCACCGCAGUUUGGCACACUACCAAAGGCCAUUACCAAGAAGGAUCAUCCCCCGGUGCUGAACCAACUGGACUCCAGCAGUAAUCCGUCCUCCACCACCUCAUCCACACCUUCGUCCCCAGCCCCGUUCCAGCAGAGUAACCCCCCCAGUGCCACCCCACCGCCCAACCCAUCACCCAAAGGCCAUCGGGAUAGCCGCUUCCACUUCCCAGCUGCCUGCUACUUUCAGCAUAGACAGCAGUUUAUCUUCCCUGAUGUCUCCAGUCCUGUUAGUUUACACUCUGAUGUCCUCCAAGACACUGUCAGUGAGAUAGAGCAGGUGGCUGAUGAUAUGCAUGCCGAGUUGGAUGAAGAUGAAGAGGAAGGGGAGGAGGAACUGGAGGUCGAGGAUGAAGACCCAGAAGCGGAGGAGGAGAAUGAGGAAGAUGAGGGGGAGGAGGAUGAUGAAGGAGAGGAAGAGGAUGAAGGGGAAGAGAGUGGGAUAAACGUGGGAUCAGAUGGGGAGUGUGACGGCGAUGAGCUGGAUGACCUGCCCAGUUCUCGGGGAAGCCAGUGGAAGGGCCCGAUCUCCCGCAAGGCGAGUCAGACCAGUGUGUACCUGCAGGAGUGGGACAUCCCGUUUGAGCAGCUGGACCUGGGAGAGCUGAUAGGAAAGGGCCGCUGGGGCAAAGUGCACAAGGGUCGGUGGCACGGUGAAGUGGCCAUCCGACUUCUGGAGAUCGACGGGAACAACCAGGAUCAUCUGAAGCUGUUUAAGAAGGAGGUGAUGAACUACAGGCAGACCCGGCAUGAGAACGUAGUCCUCUUCAUGGGGGCCUGCAUGGCUCCACCCCACCUAGCUAUCAUCACCAGUUUCUGUAAAGGGAGGACACUGUAUUCAGUUGUUCGAGACACUAAAAACACUCUGGACAUUAAUAAGACAAGACAAAUUGCUCAAGAGAUUGUAAAGGGAAUGGGCUAUCUGCAUGCAAAAGGCAUUGUUCACAAGGACUUGAAGUCCAAGAACGUUUUUCAUGAUACCAAUAAGGUAGUGAUCACAGACUUUGGGCUGUUUGGGAUCUCUGGCGUCGUACAGGAGGGGAGGCGGGAGAACAAGUUAAAGCUUCCACAUGGCUGGAUUUGUUACCUCGCACCAGAGAUUGUGCGUCGGAUGAGCCCCGGUAACAAUGAGGACCGACUUCCUUUCUCCACUGCAGCAGAUGUGUAUGCCUUUGGCACCAUUUGGUAUGAGCUCCAAGCUAGAGACUGGCCAAUCACCAAUCAGCCCGUGGAGGCCACCAUCUGGCAGGUGGGGAGCGGCGAGGGCAUAAAGAAGGUCUUGGCAGAGAUCAGCCUUGGCAAGGAGGUCACAGAGAUCCUGUCUGCCUGCUGGGCGUAUGACCUGAGGGAGAGGCCUACCUUCACCCAGCUGGCUGACAUGCUGGAGAAGCUGCCUAAACUCAACCGCAGGCUGUCACAUCCCGGCCACUUCUGGAAGUCUGCAGAGUUGUAGCAGUCACUCUGAAACAUAAGCAAUGCAAAACAAAGCCUGGGUCUGCCUUGCAUGCUCCUGAAUCCUUAACUCUUAGAGGAUUGAUCAAAGCAUUGCCUCUGCCUGAAACAGACAUUGCUUCCACUAAUCCACAGUCUGAUCUUCCAUGUCUAACCGUUGCGUUUUCUUGUCUGGGGGAGAGAGGAUCGGUGGACCGAGGUGUCGUGGGGGGGGGGCGACGCCAACAGUCCCCACCCCUCCUCUGCACUUCCCCCCUUCCUUCGUCUGAAAAUCUCUUUGCCUUCAUUUUAUUAAUUUUUUGUUCCGUAACUCCGUCGGACUCUGAGGCUUGUGAAUAACCAGCUUGUGGUGUCUGUGCUGAGACUGACUGGUGUGCUGUGGUCUCUGCCUGCUGAUGGCUGCCCUGUCCUUGGCCUGCUCUCUUUCUCUGUGCUGCUGUGAUGUGGUUAUUCUUGCUGGGACCCUGACCACAUGGCGCGCUAUCGCCCACACACACACACACACACACACACACACCACACACACAAAUACACACUCUUUGCUGGACAUAAAAAUGGACCCCAGUACCAAAUGGACCUGUGCAUUCACUCUCAUGUUCUCCUUGAGGUUUUGACACACAUUUGACAGGCUGCUUGACUGACAUGUUCAAACCAACUGCCUCCCAACUGCUCUCCCUCAGUUGUAUAUGGUUGUAUGAUGGCAUGCGCUGAGGCGGUCACCAACGUGCGGCCCACGUCUGCCUGGACACAAUAUGCACUUUGUCAACAGGAAAAAACAAUAAGAAACUGUAUAUUUUUCGGUUACUAUCAUAUUUGCAGUGUUUUUUUUUUUUUUUUUCUUGUUCUCAGUGACUGAAUUCAGAGGCUCGGGCAGUGCGAUAUGUUCACUUGUAUCUUGUCUUGUUGGAAUAUAAUCUGAUAAACUCACAGCUGAUUCGAUACACUUGAAAACAGUGCACUGACGAAGAAUCAUAAUGAAUACUACUGUAUGCCAACCAGCAGUUGGUGAGGAGCUCCCUACGUCAUUCACAAUCCACAUGGGGGAAAAAAAUAAUGCUGGGUAUGUAUGAUCGAAGACUUUUUCCAUAAAGGAGUGGCGUCUAUCCAUUAAAAUGUAAAGUGCACCUUACGAUGAUAUGAGUUUAGAAAGAUCCUCCGUUCAAGAAGUAAUUUCAUUCUCUGCGCAAAAAAAAAGAUAAAUCAGGAACCUGGUGCAGAAGUGUCCUAUAUCUUCCUAAAACAUUACCUCUUGUGCGUGCUUGUGUGUAUUCUGUUUGUGAUUGCCGGCUUCAGUUGGUGUGCUUGUAUUUAUGUGUUGUGUGUAUGUGUGUGUGUGUGUAUGUGUGUGUGUGUGGGCGGGUGGAUGUGUGUGUGUGUGUGUGUGGGUGUAUAUGUGGCUGAGUGAGCGUACUGUGUUGGAACACGUAGGGUUGGUUUUGUGAAAGAUUGCAGUAAAUGUGUCGCAAACGGUAUGUGAUGUAUAUACAUUAUUUAAUGUACAGCAAAUUAACAUGAUACUUUUAAUAUUUGUACAAACAUUUUAUAUGUACAAUACAUCACAGCAUUUUUGAAUAGGUACUGCUAUCCCUAUUACAGAUGUACAUAUAUAUUUAUAUUUUUUUCAUGUACAAAAACACUGUAUAAAAACUGUAAAUUUUUUUAGAAUGGGCCAAUACAUGUUUUUUAUGUUAUGUAAAAAUUCAUAUUUUUGUAUUGCAUGUGACUACCAUUCUGUACACGCAGUUUCUGUUUUCAUCCAUGGAGGACAAUAAAAUGAAGCUUGUCAUGUAA
Molecule: messenger RNA, 5413 nt
Organism: Myripristis murdjan (pinecone soldierfish)
Lineage: Eukaryota; Metazoa; Chordata; Actinopteri; Holocentriformes; Holocentridae
Gene: ksr1a
Product: kinase suppressor of ras 1a
Exons: 23
Coding region: 690-3623 (977 amino acids)
Biological process (GO): protein phosphorylation; Ras protein signal transduction
Cellular component (GO): cytoplasm
Molecular function (GO): ATP binding; protein kinase activity
Source: RefSeq, a predicted model, not a curated record